UAGAGGACAAUCAUGCGUGGCCAAUCUUCUCGAACUACUGUAUAUUGGCUCGAUUUUGGAUGUUGGAGGUCAAGUCGAUGCUGUAUAUCUUGACAUGUCUAAGGCGUUUGACGAAAACAUCAAAAAUAAAAAAUGCGAGCAAAAUACGAGCGCCGAAAACGUGGUCAUCAUGAAGAACUUAACGCCAAAAUUGGAUUUCGCGAGCGGAAAAUCCGAUGCUAAAACAAAAUAUUUGCUCGAAGAUAAAAACGAGAUGGCGACCAAAAUCGAGUCUCUCGAAGCAACGGUAACAGAACUCACCAAGGACAAUAAUGGGAUAAAACAAGUUUUGGAUUUAAAACAAAACGAAUGA
Messenger RNA from Paramuricea clavata, 352 nucleotides. The record is from the annotation of a GenBank genome assembly. NCBI's taxonomy places the organism in Eukaryota, Metazoa, Cnidaria, Anthozoa, Malacalcyonacea, Plexauridae.